GACAUAUCACGAUUUUUCCACGCUAAUAACAGUCGAAAAGCUGACAGCUUACCUUUGGUUUGCCUCUGAUUUACCUCUGGUAGUCUUAAACUCACGAAGGAAAGGAUUCAAAACUGGACACAUGCUUUAGGAAGGCCACAUGAUCCGUUGAUGUAGGUCCGUGUUUAUGUGAAACCAAAGGCGUCUUCGUUUGCCCAGCCGUUGUUGUGCUAUAUUAGCUUACUGAGCUAAUUAGCUGUAUCUCAGCUGUUUGUGUCAGAUUGCUCUUUUAAACUCGGUGAAGGGAGUAGUUUGUGAGUCUGAGACUGGCUAAUUGUUGUUUACGACAUAAAAUUUAAAAAGGAAUGGUGCAGCCGCAGCCUGAUGGUCCGAUGCAGUGGGACAUGUCAGGAGAGGACUGCGGGGGGGUCCUCAGGGUCCCACCAGAGUUCGCUGGUAACGAAGUGGUGACCAGAUUGUUGUGUGACAACCAGCAGCUUCGAGAGGCUCUGCGGCGGAGUAACCAGGCCCUGCGUCAGCGCUGUGAGGAGAUGGAGGGAUGGCAGCGUAAAACCAGGGAGGAGCGGGAGUUUCUCAGCCUUCGUUUCCAGGAGGCCCGGGCCCUGGUGGAGAGACUGGCCCAGGAGAACCACUCCUUACAGAGCAUGAUGAACGGACCGGGUUCCUCCUCUAACCUCUCCGGCAGCUCCAGCCAGACUGAAGACCUACAGGGACGCCCGUCCAGAAACGGGCUGGUGGACGGACCACAGACUCUGGACCAGUGGGAGAGGAAACGGGUCGAUGAAUCAGAACAGCAGACUCAGACCACCCCGCUCCGCAGCCUGCCUGUGGAGGGCGCCAACGAGUUCCUGCAGCUGCUGAAGAGCCACAAAGAGAAAACAGAGGAAGGGACGAGAGAACUGAAGAGGAAGACCGAAGAGCUGGAGAGGAGAAAUGAGGAGCUGAUGAAGAAGAUGGCGGAGGGAGAGGAAGACAAAGAGCAAAUGCGGCGUUGCAUCGACCAUCUUCGAUCCAAACUGCUGCAGGCGCAGGCUAGCGGCGGCGCCGAGGAAACCGUUCUGCUUCGCUCUGAGGCGCAGCAUUCCUCCGACUGUUUGGGCUUGGCUAAGCUCACAGAGCAGCUCCAGGCCACUCAGGGCAGGUACCGGGAGUUGGAGGAGAAGCUGGACUACCUGCAGAAGAGCUCGGCCCAGCGAGACAGAACCGAAGCUCUGCUCAAGCAGAAGGACAAGGACUGUGCCCAGCUCUCCAAAGACUGUGAGACUCUGAAGGUGCAGGUAACCUCCCUGUUAGGAGAACUGAACGAGAGGCAGAGCUGCCUGGAGAAAAGCGAUCACGAGCGCAAAAUUCUGGAGGAGAAGCUGGUCAGCAAGGUGAAGUCCUUGCAGGCAGCAGAGCGGGAGCUGGAGCAGCUGAAGAAGCAGCACCAUGUGGCCAAGGACAAGCUGCUGCUGCAGGUCCAGAGCUUGGAGCAGGCGCUGAAGACGGAGAGACACGUCGUGACCGAGGAGAGGAAGAAGCUGACGCAGCUGCAGCACGCCUACACCUGCUUGUUUAGAGACUACGAUGCCAAACUGAAGAAUGAGGUGAAUAAAGUCGCAGACACACGCCCAGCGUUGCUUCUGUUGUGCCGACUCUGGUCUCUCCUACAGGAGGGAGAUCUCAGCAGCCGACUGGAGGAGGCGGAGCGAGCGCUGGCGCUCAAGCAGGACACCAUCGAUAAACUGAAGGAGGAGGUGGAGCAGCAGAAAGGCUCGCUAGAAACCGUCCCUGUCCUCACUGCACAGGCUGAGAUCUACAAGGCAGAUUUCCUCGCAGAGCGGGAAGCGAGAGAAAAGCUGAACCAGAAGAAAGAGGAGCUGCAGGAACAGCUCACGCAGUCCUUGGCUGAGAACGACCGGCUGAAGCAGGAAGCCCUGUCACGGGAGCGAAUGGAGCAAAUGAAGCUGAGACACAUGAAAGACUUCCAACCUCGACCCCUCCACAUCCCGCCCCCACAAGGAGUGUUUCCUGGUGGAGCCUUCAACACAGUGCCGGCCGCCCCCUCCUUCAGGAACCAGGCUUUGGUGCCGGUCAGUGACCAGGGUGCAGCAGGAAACGAGGAGCUGCCUGAUCUAUGUUGUCCCAAGUGCCAUUACUUGGCUCCAGACAUGGAUACACUGCAGAUACAUGUCAUGGACUGUAUACAGUAGCCCGAGCAGGGGGUCGGGGACACAGAUUUGCAGUAUAUUUGCCUCCAGCUCUGAGCACAGACUGUUUGGUUGCACCUUACCCACACGUCCAUGCAGAGACGGAUUACAAACCUGACUCCAGUGUGGAUCCUAAUGUUCAAAAUUAAAUGUGUUCAGGUUAAUAGAAGGCAAUCGGAACGCCUAACGAUAACCAUCAUAUUCCCAAUUCUGCUGUAGCUUUCCCAUCUCAUCUGUUUUUCCCAACACCUGACCUUGUAUAUCCUGAUGCUCCAUCCCAUGAGUUGCUGUUUUGUACAUGACUCCAUCUCCUUUCUCCUUUCCCUUCUCCGUUUCUUCAUGCAGGAAAUAAGCCCCACGCCAGAGUAAAUGUGUAAACUCUGAUCACAUCUUCCAUCGAACAUAUCAGUAUGUAUUGGACCUAAACAAAAUGUGACGAAUCAGAGGUGUUUUUAAGGAGGUGAAAAUGCAUGCGAAGACUUAGCUUUAAUAGUGAUGAAAUUUUUAUCAUGUUUUGGUUGAAAAUGUAGCUUUUUGCAUUACCUCCAAACCUGAUUUAUGUAUUAGAGAUGGGUUUGCUCUGGUUGAAAACAGUGGCCACUCUGUAUGGAUGCUUCAGCUUAACCCACCGCGGUCCGUGUGCCCUUUAUGCUGUCUUACCUGCUAUUUAUCUAUAUGAAUGUAAACCUAAACUCAUCGAGGCUCCUUUUCGGUUUGUGAUGUUUGUAAUGAAGGAUUAUUUGUUGCAAAUAGUCAAACUAACCCUGGGAAUUCACUAAAUAAAUCACUUAUUAAAUA
Nothobranchius furzeri (turquoise killifish) is the source of this 2987-nucleotide messenger RNA. It is a transcript of the gene ikbkg, whose product is annotated as inhibitor of nuclear factor kappa B kinase regulatory subunit gamma. Gene Ontology annotation, cellular component: cytoplasm; IkappaB kinase complex; nucleus. Gene Ontology annotation, biological process: positive regulation of canonical NF-kappaB signal transduction. The record is from RefSeq and is a predicted model, not a curated record. Gene Ontology annotation, molecular function: K63-linked polyubiquitin modification-dependent protein binding. Lineage: Eukaryota; Metazoa; Chordata; Actinopteri; Cyprinodontiformes; Nothobranchiidae.